Molecule: messenger RNA, 632 nt
Organism: Oppiella nova
Lineage: Eukaryota; Metazoa; Arthropoda; Arachnida; Sarcoptiformes; Oppiidae
Source: the annotation of a GenBank genome assembly
CUAAGGAAUUCAAGCGACCCAUCGGGCGAUUCUAAUGUGACGACCGGUCAGUUCAUAGGCAUCAUAGCCUCGCGAGUCUUCUACAUGAGUCUGGGUUACCCAGACAGAAUUGUGAUCCAUAAGUUCGUGAACGCCUAUUUGAUGUUUCGUGAAUACGUCGUCCCAUCCCGUUGUCGGACAUAUUUGUGGAAAUUAGUGAACAUAUUACUGAUCGGACUGACCCUAACGGGAGUCAUAUGCAUACUGAUAGCCCGGGGGCACUACCUAAUCGAUAUAGUGAUCGCAUACUUCGUAACCACUCGAACCUUCUGGAUUUAUCACACGCUAUGCUAUAACAGCGCUCUCAGGUUUCAGCCGCAAACCAACUACCUGUCCCGCGUCUGGUGGUACCAGAUAUUCAUAUACUUCGAGAGCGGACACCAAUUCAGUGGAAGCAUGACAUGCGGCGAUCGGGCCGACAGUCCCGUUGCGCCCCAAAUGAUUGUGCGAUCGUUUGAGUGGCCCCUCCCGUGGCCGCGAGUUUUUCGCCGCAAACGCCGGUCCGCUCAACGGCUCCUUCAAACACAACAGGCAUAGAGUCGACUAAUCAUUCAUGUCUUGCCACAUAUUAUAUCAUUAUUAGGUAUUCACAC